AUGGCAACGACAAGCUCACAAACGUCCCCAGUGCCAUUCAACAGCGCACCCAAUGGACCCCCACAGAGGUCAGGCAGCGGACUCGGCCGUCCAGGCUCCGCUCGAUCAAAAAGGCUGAGCAUUGGAAGCGCAGAAGAGCUCGCAGCGCAAAAUUAUGGAAUGAUACCACCUAUGGCACCAGCUGCUCCAGAGGCGCCAAGAGGGCCUCCAGUCUCGUUCCGAAAUAGCCCAAUGCUAGACCGAGCGGAUAUCCCAUAUCGAGCUGCCGUGCCUCGAUCAUUUUCUGUUAGGUCGAGAAACCAAACUCCUGAAAAUAUACAUGCGCCAGAAGCUGUUGGAUAUGAUGUUAGCAACGGCGCACCUUAUGAGCAGCUUCAAUAUCCACCUUCAGGGCGGCGUGCUUCAACAGGACACCCAACAUAUGCAAGUCCACCACCGGCCAUGACCAAUUCGCCCUCACAGGCGUCGCCAAUGAAUAGAGUACGAAACUCUCGAGAACCUUCAGAGGCACUUUCGCGGCCAACAUCAGGAAGUCAGGCAUCCCCAGUGAGCCGCUCGAGCACUGUUCGAUCCACAACGGGCGAUAAAUUCAACGCACCGACUGGUCGAUCUCCCCUACAGCAAUUAGAGGGUAGGCUCGUUGGAAUGAGCAAGGAAGAAAAGAGAGCGCGAGUGAUAGAAGCCGAAAGGAGAUUGCGUGAGAAGAUGGCAAAACGUGAGAGCCAGCGAGCAAGUCUUACUGUGCCAGAUGCUCCCUUGAAUGCCACAGCAGCAGACGCAGCAAAAAAUCAACAAGAUGUCUCGCAAUCGGAUUCUUCUAGAGAUAUACCUGAUUAUCAACCCCAGCGACGACAGCCAUCGAUCAGUCGCAAACCCAUUGCUCCGGAACAGUCUCAAUAUGCAACGGUGCAGACAGCUCAAGAGCCCCAGUACGCGCACGGUCAGAAUAGUCAUCGGGUACCAGGCCCUUCUGCACAAGCACCGCAGAGGCAGCCAAGUGGGAGCCAGCGUAUUCCUCCUGGGAAUGGACAACCCGCUUCAUCAGCACAAUACCGCAAUAGGAACGUGUACAGCCCAGGCAUUUAUGACCCAUCGCCAAUAGAAGCAGGCAUCCAAAGGACAGGAAGCAUCAAGGCACAGAGACCUAUAUCAAACUAUGAUGCGCAGCGGCCUAUAACUUCCGCAGGUCGUCAGCCAAUGACCACCGCUCAAGAUACUCGUCCUGUGACCUCCUAUAAUGAACAAACAUUCCUGGAUCCCGACACUGGAGUUCGGCCCACUCAUUUUGCUGGCGAGGGUCUCAACCAGGCUGUUAGUGGACAGCAGCAUACCCCAGAAGAUCGUGAAGUGACCCCUGCAUUGAAAAAAUCAAAACGAAAUACCGUCUCCUUUGAUGUCCCACCACCAACACCUCCGCCCUUGGAUGAGUGGCGAAAAGCUCCGGUGGCACGAUUACGUCUCAUCGACCGAGACUUUGAGCGUCUUGACGUGGAUAAAGGGAAGGCAUGGUGGGAAAAAGGCAGCUCAAAGCGACGACAGAGCCGUGGUCUUCCGAACAAUUAUCGCAAACCUACACCCAAAGUGAACGAGCGCAAUCGAUUCAAUCCUCUACUCUUUUUGAAGUGUGGCCCGUUGCUGCGCUACCUUGGUAUCAGAAAGACUACCGUUGAUGGACCGCAGGGACCUACUGAGCAGGAAGUAUGGCGCGGAAGUGUCAUGAUUGUCACAACGGACUCCUUAUCGUCGUUAGAAACACCGCCAACUUUGCGUCUCUUUGCUCAGCCCAUGGAUCUUCUGCCACCCCCUCCGCGACAGAUCAAUGACGAGGAGGGAGCUCAGCUAGCUCCUGAGUAUGUAGACCCUGUCGCUGGUUUGGUGAAACUCGGCCGUGAUGGACGCGCCCUAUACGUCAAACCCGUGGAUCAUUUGGAAGAAGGGGUUGAUCUAUCAGGCGUGGAAAGUGAAGACGGUCUUUUCGAAAGCUUCCCUAGUCCGAUAGAUUACGGAACCGACAAGAACAAAGGCUCGACGUCUAUCCCGAGUAACAGACUUCAUCCAGUUAACGGCGAGAACAGCGGUUUGUACGAGGAGAUUCAGGGAUUCCGUCUGUAUUCUGAUCCUGCGAGAGAUGUGACAUUCUGGCGUUUCAACAUCGAAGUUGAACUAGGCGACAAGCAAGAGCGGAUCUCAUAUCGCAUCAACGAAGGGCCGGCAAUUGGAUUUUGGGUUCCGGCAAAGGGUCAGUCGAUGAAUAUCAUGUUUCAUUCAUGCAACGGAUUCAGUCUUUCUGUCGAUCGCAAUAAGUUCAGCGGACCCGACCCUCUUUGGCGAGACGUGCUCAACGAACAUCAGACACGUCCUUUCCACGUGAUGAUUGGUGGCGGAGAUCAGCUUUACUGCGACAAAGUUAUGCAGGAUUCGGAACAAUUCGAAGAGUGGACACGCAUCAAGAAUCCACACCACAAGAACAAUGCACCAUUCAGCCCGGCAUUCAAGGCUGAAUUAGAGACCUUCUACCUCAAUCAUUACGCUGCAUGCUUCUCGCGCGGUCUUUUCAGUCUGGCUAAUUGUCAAAUCCCCAUGGUCAAUAUUUGGGAUGACCAUGACAUUAUCGAUGGAUUUGGCUCGUAUCCUGACCAUCUCAUGCGUUCACCUGUCUUUUCUGGACUGGGCAAUGUUGCUUUCAAAUACUAUAUGCUUUUCCAGCAUCAAAGUUUGCCCGAGGAGACUGAGGCUGACGAACCUAGCUGGCUUCUUGGAGCUGACGUGGGCCCAUAUAUCAAGGAAAGAAGCCGCAGUCUCUUCAUGUCUCUAGGAAAAGGGGUUUCAUUCUUGGGUAUUGAUUGUCGUACUGAACGCAUGCGCGAUGAAGUUGUCAGCGAGCAUACGUACGAUUUGAUCUGGGACCGAUGUUAUCGUGAAAUCGAGCGAGGUCAAGUCAAACACUUGAUUGUACUCUUAGGAGUGCCUAUUGCCUACCCUCGACUUGUCUGGCUCGAAAACCUCUUAAGCAGCCGAGCAAUGGAUCCCGUCAAAGCGUUGACAAAGGCAGGCCUCUUCUCUGGCUUAGUCAACAAAUUCGAUGGCGGUGUUGAGGUUCUAGACGAUGUGGACGACCACUGGACGGCGAAGCAUCACAAGACAGAGCGAACAUUGUUGAUUGAGGACUUGCAAGAUCUCGCUGCAGAGAAGUCUGUGCGCAUUACAAUACUAGGUGGCGACGUCCAUCUCGCUGCCAUCGGCCAGUUCUACUCAAAUCCUACUCUUGGUAUCUCCAAAGACAAAGAUUACCGCUACAUGCCAAAUGUCAUUUCAUCCGCUAUUGUGAACGCACCGCCUCCCGAAAUGCUGUCAGAUUUCCUCAACAAGCGAAACAAGAUCCAUCAUAUGGAUUCGAAUACGGAUGAAGAUAUGAUCCCCAUUUUCACGCAUGAUGUGGAUGGAACGACUCCCCCACCAACACCACCAACACCUGUCGAAACACCUGACAUCGAACCAGACAGUGCACGACCAGGACUACUCAAACGAACUCUGUCCCUGGGUCGCGGAGAGAGCCAACCCCGUCCAAGCACCGGGUUACUUCGACGUCUGUCCGGCAGAGGUCCUCCACCAACAAAAGACUUCAACCUCGACAACGCGCAACGACGUCGCUUCAGUACCGACGCUACCGCUACAAACCGCCCACCGGAGAACGGCGACAGCUACUUCGCCGCAUCCGACGAGCCACGACCAAGCCCAUUCCAUCGUCGAACCACCGACCUCUCUACCAAAGCAUCCAAAAAGGCAGCUCCGGACACCGAAGGAGAAAACUUUGUCAACCUCGAAGGCGGAUUAGAUAUCACAUUGAACUGUGAAGUCAACCCCCAAGAUCCCGCCGGUAUCACAACUCCAUACAAACUCCUCGUUCCAGCCCUGUGGUUCGAAGGUGACGGCUUCGAUCCAGAGCCACAGCCUAUAAGAAAAGGGUGGAAGAAGUGGCUUGGUAGAGGGAAGCCUAAACGUGGUCAACAUCCGCAACAACAUGAUGAUCACCAUGAAGAACAUCAGGAGCAACACCAUGCCGCUAGUCCACAGCAGGCGAGAGAUGCGAAUGGGGGCUCAUAUGCUUAUGAAGAUGAUGACGAGUACGAGGAGGAAUACCAUCAAGCUGCUGCUCACGGCGUGCAGCAGUCCCAUCCUUACCAGCAAGAUUCGCAGCAGUAUGACGAUGAGGCGUACAGUGAUGAGGAGCCAGAAACGCCGCCCAAAAGGAAGAAGUGGUUAGGUCUUGUCUAA
Messenger RNA from Talaromyces amestolkiae, 4275 nucleotides. RefSeq lists its product as uncharacterized. Gene Ontology annotation, cellular component: membrane. Bases 1 to 4275 code for a protein of 1424 amino acids. The transcript is spliced from 5 exons. NCBI's taxonomy places the organism in Eukaryota, Fungi, Ascomycota, Eurotiomycetes, Eurotiales, Trichocomaceae. The record is from RefSeq and is a predicted model, not a curated record.